GUGUAAACACAAUGUAACCUGUAUGUUAGCGCAGAGCUCUCUGUGUAGAAGGUACAUAUUGUGUUCACGGCAGCCAUGAUUUUCAGAUCCCGCCCUCGGCAUCACCUGCUGCGUAUGUUUGUAGUCUGCGUGGUACUGCUGAUGUCGGUUCCUAUAUAUCAUCUCAUCAAUGCGUUUUGGCUGAAGAAACAUAGUCUCAUCUCUGUCCCAUAUACGGAUGGGAUCAGAAGAGAGAUAUCCCGAAUUGAGACUUACCUGAAGUCGUACCAAGUAUCGUCUCUGAACGUCAAUGAAGUUCAAACUGAUUUGAUAAAACCUGAAACGCUUGAAUAUACAAACUUGUCCAUAAGGUCUCAGAUCAAAAAGAAGGAACGUACACACAAACUUAUAGUUUGGCAUAUGCUCCCACAUCGUUAUAAGCAUUACAACGCACAUCCUGUAAAAUGCAUGUAUUACACGUGCAUAUACUCUUCCAACACGUCUUAUAUACAGGAAGCAGAUGCCGUCAUUGUUGACGUGUUUUUGCUAUCACGAAGUCAAAGCAAGGAAAUACCGGUGAGAUCUAGUCCAGACCAGGUGUGGAUAUUCUUUGCGCAAGAGCCAUGGACUAACUACAAUUAUCGUUUUCCUAGAAAGAAUUGGAAUAGUAUCUUUAACUGGACACUCACGUAUCAGAGGCAUUCCGACUUCUGGGCUCCUUACGGUCUUCUGAGACACCAACCAGAUCAGAAACAACCUGACUGGAACAAGGUCAUGGCACUGAAAACAAAGAAGGUUUUGUGGUUCGUAGGUAAUUGUAAAUCGGGAAGUAAACGAGAAGAAUACGUGAACGAGUUAAAGAAGUAUAUCCCAAUCGAUAUUUUCGGGCGUUGUGGGAGGCCCCAGCUUUACUGUACUGCCGGUAGUGAGUGGGACGAGGAUAAGUGUUUCAAACAGUAUAAAUUUUAUCUAGCGUUUGAAAGUAAUUUUUGUAAAGAUUAUGUCACGGAAAAGUUUUUCAAGACAUUUCAAAGGGGCCGCCGUAUCAUUCCUGUAGUUCGAGGCAAUGGAGAUUAUGCCAAACAUUACCCAAAAGACACGUUCCUGAACACAGCUGACUUCCGGUCGCCUAAAGACCUGGCUGCGCAUCUUUUAUAUCUGGACAGGAACUCCACUGCGUACAUUGAACUUCUCAAAACACACGCGCAGUAUAAAUAUCACAGUGCCGGGAGGAAGCUAUGUGAAAUGUGUAUACGACUACACAGAUCGGGGAAACAUCGGCAGUCGUACCCGAAUAUCUCGGCGUGGAUGGACACUUGUGACAACGUUUCAAAAGGUUAGGACUUCAUGCAUCACCAAGCAACGUUGGUCAGUGAGACGAGUCGACACCUUCGAUACAGAACAGUCCAAGCGCAGAGGUAUUUGUAAUUUUGUUCAAUUAUGCCCCCAGAAUCUAAUAACCCAUUUGCAUAUUAGAAUAUAAUGGUAAACAUCUUCACGAUAAUCAUAUUGAUAUACUUUCUUUCACUCUGUAGAAAAACACAUUUUAUAGAUUGGCGUCUUUUUUAUUGCAAUGGUAACAUAAACUACCCUGCAAAAGAAAGUUAUUACCGAGUUCACUUGACCAAAAAGUCGAAACAAAGACGUAUGUGAGAUUUAUGAUAAUUAUUUUCUAAACAGAAAUCAUUUUCCAAUAAUUUGACUGAAAAUUUUCGAACCGCUGCGUUGUUAUCGAUACCAUGCUGCGUUUUGACGAAUGAUUUCUGCUUGGGCGCAAACCUGCACCACCGGGUUUUGGUUUUUUAUAAAGUUACUUUAAAAGCGAGAACUUUCUUUUGCCCGGUAGUUUAGUAAUGUAUAGCUACAUAUAUAGAUAUAUCCUGGCCAGUCGUUUGCUGAGUUAUAGACUAGUUAUGUGAUUUGAGCUUUCUGGACGUCAGACGUGUUCGCAUGAAGAUUUUACUUUACAUAGAAAUUCAUAUAUAAACAUGGAGAUAUUUGUGAUAUAUUGGCGUUCCCAUACAAGUAUAAAAAUUUGUUAACUGUAUAAUGUAUUUUAGGCCAGAAUAUAUGCCAAUAAAUUAUUGUGAAAUUCCUACAAGGCAAAAACUUAACACUUAAAUGCCAUUUGUCCAUCAAAUAACUGCACAAUACCUGUCUAUGUUCAUUGUUAAAGCAAUAUUUCUUAUACAUUUUUUUAAAAUACAUAAAUGUGAGCCUUUAAUUUCCAGUGUGCAUUUUCCGUUUGUACCAUAGGUCUAUGGCUUAUGGUAGACUUGAAUAAAGAACCACUAAUGAACAAAA
Molecule: messenger RNA, 2283 nt
Organism: Haliotis rubra (blacklip abalone)
Lineage: Eukaryota; Metazoa; Mollusca; Gastropoda; Lepetellida; Haliotidae
Product: 3-galactosyl-N-acetylglucosaminide 4-alpha-L-fucosyltransferase FUT3-like
Exons: 2
Coding region: 76-1320 (414 amino acids)
Cellular component (GO): membrane
Molecular function (GO): alpha-(1->3)-fucosyltransferase activity
Source: RefSeq, a predicted model, not a curated record